This is a messenger RNA of Lactuca virosa, 744 nucleotides long. Lineage: Eukaryota; Viridiplantae; Streptophyta; Magnoliopsida; Asterales; Asteraceae. The record is from the annotation of a GenBank genome assembly.
GACCCCAUUACACCUCGACCUAUAAUACACCACAUUAAGCUCAAAAAAACAAACAGAAUCAAAAUGGCAAUUCCUUCCGUUAUGCUAAACUUCUUGUUUCCACCACCACCUUCGUUGUUUGUCUCCACCAUGUCGGUCAUCGGCCUUACGUCGUUAUCGAGUGCAGGGUACAUGGAGAUCAAAGGCAAGCAUAUGCAAUAUUCCAAAUUCUUGAACGUAGGCGUUGUAAAGAAAGAGGAUAAUACAAAGUUAUCAAGUAGGAACGGUAUGCUUUUUUCGUAUACACCCGCGUUUCUCGUGGGCUUGGCUUCUUUACUGGUGUUUCACGAUCAAGAUCUUAGAUUCAUGUUGCUUGCUUCGGCUCUCACCGCUCAUUUCCUCAAAAGGGUACUUGAGGUCCUUUUUCUUCACAAGUAUAGUGGUUCCAUGUUAUUAGAAUCGGCAAUAAUCAUCUCAUUGAGUUAUACCUUUUCCACGGCGACAAUGAUUUAUACUCAAUAUCUAUCCAAAGACUUUCCCGAGCCUUUGGUAGAUCUAAAAUACAUUGGAACUGGGUUGUUUGUAGUCGGAAUAAUCGGAAACUUCUACCACCAUUAUCUUCUCGCUAAUCUGAGGAAGAAUGGGGAAAAAGAGUACAAAAUCCCGCAAGGAGGGAGGAGUUACGCCACCCGGGAAUGGUACCUAUCAAAGUUCGGGGAUAAGUUCCCUAAGAAUGUUAAGGCUUUUAUUCCUUACAUUUUUUAG